Lampris incognitus (smalleye Pacific opah) is the source of this 1203-nucleotide messenger RNA. RefSeq names its product SPRY domain-containing protein 4-like. The record is from RefSeq and is a predicted model, not a curated record. The coding region runs from base 122 to 715 and encodes 197 amino acids. Lineage: Eukaryota; Metazoa; Chordata; Actinopteri; Lampriformes; Lampridae. Gene Ontology annotation, molecular function: protein binding. The transcript is spliced from 2 exons.
UCAAGAGCAGUAUUGAAUAAAAUAACAGAGAUCAGGCUAUCAUAAUUUCAAAGCCCUUAUCAAAAGACUUCAAAUGUGUUUAACCGUCGCCGUUUUUACGAUUUAAAAUGAAUGAAGGCGAAUGGUUGGUCUGCUGAUUGGCAUGGCAUUCAUUCUAAAGCAACAAAAUAACGAGUUGCAGUUCAGGCUUGAUGAGAGAACAGCACACAGCAGUCUGGAUCUCUUCAAGAAAGACACUGGUGUCAUCUACCGGAUGCUGGGCCUGGACCCCAGUCACGUUCAAGACAACCCGGAACGUUUCCGGGACUGGGCAGUCGUGUUUGGCAGCGAGAAGAUCACUGAUGGACGCCAUUACUGGGAAGUGACUGUCAAAAAGUCUCAAGAGUUUCGUCUGGGGGUGGCUGAGGCACUGAUGUCGCGAGACGACUGUGUUGGCACCAACAACUCCUCCUGGGUGUUUGGCUAUGCCCAGCGCAGAUGGUUCGCCAUGACCAGCAACAAGAUGGUUCCAGUGGCACUGGUUGGCAAGCCAGACCGUGUAGGUAUCCUGCUGGACUACGAGGCUGGCCUGCUAGGAUUGGUGGACAUACAGAAAUCCAAGAUCAUACACACCAUCAAGACCCAGUUCAGGGGACCUCUCUGCCCAGCAUUUGGGCUUUGGGAUGGGGAGCUGCUCACACACUCUGGCUUGGAGGAGCCUGAGAGUUUUCAGUAAGGCAUGUGGGAGCAAAAGAGAUGUUGAUGAUGAUGAUAGAUAUUGAUUGCUGAAAGCGGCCAUGAGCUUGGGUAUGCAUUAAACAGGGCACAUUGACAGUACUUAACAGUAUCUUUCAAAUCGAUGAGGAUAAGAAAGCAAUGUUCUUUGAAAAUUGAACUAAUGUCUAUUUACUGGUGUGCAAGGUAUGGGUCUAUUAUCCAUGGUCCAGCUGGUCCAUCACUACGACGCUUAUCAAUGCAAGUUCAUUCAAUAUGUAUGUCACACAACCUCAGGCAAUGUAUCACAAAGCUCUUUUUUGUAUGUACUUCUUGUAUUAUUAAACUAAUGUGACAAACAUGUUUAUAGUCUUUAAAAGGAGACGAUAAACUGGCAAGUUUUUGCCUUUGCUUUAAGUUUUGGCAAAAUGCAUAUGGUCUUCAUGUUUUAAAUGGAAACGGCCUUCUUUGACCUUCGUGUUCAUACUGUAAAUUGUUUAAUAAAAAGCU